AUGGUGAAGUCUCAAGCCACCGACGAGCUGUGUGCGAUCUUUGUCCACGCCGGAGCUGGGUAUCACAGCCGCGAGAAUGAGGUCAAGCACCUGAAGGUGUGCGAGCUCGCCGUUGAAGCAGGAAUGGCUUUUCUUCGUCAUGGAGGAUCUGCAGUCAACGCCGUGGAGAUGGCACUUAUGGUCCUUGAGGAUGCUCCGAUUACCAAUGCAGGGCUGGGUAGCAACCUGAAUGAAAACGGCAUCGUUGAGUGUGAUGCCUCGAUCGUCGAUCAUUUUGGUCGCAGCGGGGCCGUUGGUGCUGUGCCCAAUAUCAAGAAUCCGAUUCAACUUGCCCGUCGCAUCUACGAGAAAGCAUGCAAGUCGCCUGGCAUGUCGCGAGUUCCUCCAAACCUGCUCUGUGGUGAAGGUGCUACAAACUUCGCAUGGAACAACAAUGUAGUUGUGGUUCCCAAUGAUGUGUUGGUUUCGCCCCUCGCAGCCCAGCGCUUUAGGAACUGGUCCCAUGAAAUUGCUGAAUGGGAACAUGAGAAUCCAAAAAAUGAGACUGAAAUUCGGGCGGCGUACCUCCGUCGGGCGCAGCCUCUCACCCCCGCUGACUUGCCGAGUGUGCAGAAGCACAUGGAUGCUGCUCGUCAAAUCGGUGAAAUUCAGGAUAGACCCUUCCGAGUCAUGGAUGAUGAGGCUUCCGGUGGACCUGAAUCAAAGAUUCAAUCAGACGGAACCCCAUCAGCCGAUGAAGAUAAUGGCUCGGCGGAGUCUCCCAGUGGUGUGCCCCUUCCAGACAGCGAUUCGCACAACGCCAACUCUCGUUAUGACAAAGAAGACCUCAUUACGGACACCGUUGGGGCAAUCGCCAUUGACAAGUUUGGCAACAUCGCCGCAGGUUCUUCUUCUGGAGGCAUUGGGAUGAAGCACCCUGGCCGUAUUGGUCCAGCGGCCUUGAUCGGCGUAGGCACGCACGUUAUUCCUGUCGAUCCGACUGACGAAACCAAGUCCACAGUCGCUGUUGUGGCCUCUGGCACUGGAGAGCACAUCGCCUCCACCUUCGCAGCCAGUACAUGUGCAACCCGGGUUUAUUACAGCCACAAAAAGGCUCGAGAGGGUCUUUUCGACCAGGUGAACGAAGAAGAGGCCAUUGCUGCCAUGAUUCAAAAUGAAUUCACUGGUCACCCAGCUGUUGUAAACAGUGACAUCGAUGCUUCCCUUGGACUCAUGGUUGUCAAGAAGACCAUAGAGGGCAUUGCUCUCUUCUUCGCUCACAACACCGAGUCUUUCGCCAUUGGUUCCCUCUCGAGCAGACAAGAGAAGGCCCAUUGUGUGAUGUCACGAAACCCAAACCAUGCACCCGUUGCUCAGGGAGGGUUGAUGUUUCGACCCAGGAAGUGA
Penicillium longicatenatum is the source of this 1386-nucleotide messenger RNA. RefSeq names its product threonine aspartase 1. The record is from RefSeq and is a predicted model, not a curated record. Lineage: Eukaryota; Fungi; Ascomycota; Eurotiomycetes; Eurotiales; Aspergillaceae. Gene Ontology annotation, biological process: protein maturation. Gene Ontology annotation, molecular function: threonine-type endopeptidase activity. The coding region runs from base 1 to 1386 and encodes 461 amino acids. The transcript has 5 exons.